AUGAUCAGCACUACUACGGUGUUACUACAGCUGAUGCUAUUCGCAACGAUCAUAGCUACCAUCGCCAGCCAAAAGCCGGACGAUGGACCGUAUCGGGGGAAAUAUAUUGGGAAGUUCAAUUCCUACCACCAUCAGGCGUCGGGAGACGUUUACGCGGUCGAUGAGUUUACCUUCCUGCUGACCGGCUUCAAUUACGACGGCAAUGGCGUCGACACGUUCUUCUGGUCCGGUGCUAGCAACCGGCCUGGGCCGCAGGGAUUCAUCGUUCCGGAUGAGUACGGCAAGACCAACAUCCUGGAGCGAUACUUCAACAAAGACUUUACGAUCCGGUUGCCGGACAAUAAGAAAAUCACCGAGGUCAAGUGGCUAGCCGUGUACGAUCUCAACUCGCAAAACAACUUUGCCGACGUGUACAUUCCGGAAGACUUUGAGCCACCGGUCCCGCAGAAGGCCGGUAGUCUAUCGGCGGUUGCCGGUGGUCCGGCCGUUUCGAGCGACACCAUCGACAUACUCGACUCGAAAACAUUCCGCAUCAACGAGUUCAGCUACGAUGGUAAAGGAUCGGAGGUGCACUUCUGGGUCGGUGUUGGUGCCUCGCCCUCGUCCAAGGGCAGCAAAGUGCCGGACGAGAUGGGCUACCUGGAUCCGAUCCGGGCGUACGAUCGGGAAACAAUCACGAUCGAGCUGCCCGGUGACAUGACGAUCUUCGAUAUCGAUUGGUUCAGCGUGUACGACGUGGAAGCGCGCCGAGACUACGGUUCCAUCCUCAUCUCGGACGAUCUCAAUGUUCCACCGUCGUUGGUGCGCAUUACCCCUCACGCCGAAUCGCUGCCGAACUGCCGUCAGCUACACAAAGACUACCGCGUAUCGUGGGAGGUGUUUGGACCGCAGAUCACUUUCCAGUUGGCUGGCAAUGUGCGACCUGACGAGUACAUGUCCUUUGGUCUGAGCGGGUCCGAACAGCGCAGCCAGAUGUUGGGUGCUGAUGUGGCGGUCGCCUUCAUUGACGGACACCGUGGGUACUCCGUGGACUAUAACGUGACAUCGUUGGCUCCGUGUGUGCAGGUUCUCGGUCAGAACAAGGGUGUCUGUCGGGACGAUGUGGUCGGCGGGCUGGACAGCUACCAGCUGCACACCUUCGCGCGCGAGAACGACAUCAACACGAUCACUUUCCGCCGCCUGCUGAUUUCGUCGGAUCCGGGAGACAAGGAGUUCCUACUCGAUCGCCCGAUGUACGUCGUGUGGGCGAUGGGCCGACUGGAUUCAAACAACGAGCCAACCUACCACGACGUGUACCCAAAGCGGAACGUUCUGAUGCACUUCAACACUAGCGAACCGGUGAACGACUGUUUCAGUUUCACAAGCCGCGAAACGAACCUGAAGGACGUUUGGGAGCGGCAGCAGAUCUUCGACCGCUCGAUACGCUCCUUCACGGCCACACUCGGACCGGCCGGUGGAAAGCGGGGCUACCAAGGCAUCACCGGUCACGUUUCGAACGGGCUCGCCUGGUACAUCAACGGGUUCCUGGUGCCGGAGCUGUGGCUGAGGCGGGGUCUGACAUACUCGUUUGCCGUACGCGGUGGCAACAAUCCUCAUUCGCCCGAGUUUUACCACCCGCUCGUGAUAACCGACGAACCGCACGGUGGAUUCGACCGGUUGUCCGACGCAAAGCAGAGCGAGAUCCGUGUGCUGGCAGGUGUCGAGUUCACGCGCCGUGGACGUCCGAAGCCGACAGCCGCAGGCCCCCUGUGCUUGGCGCGUCAUCCCGACGGGCAGGACCGGCGGCUGGACGAUAAUUUCGCCACGUUCAAAAAGUUCAACCGCACGCUCAAGUGGAGCUGCGAUUCGGGCGAUCCGGCGCAACUGCAAAUCACACCCAACACCAGCUGGCCCGAUGUGGUGUACUACAACAGCUUCACGCACGCCAACAUGGGCUGGAAGAUUCACAUUGUCGACAGCUACACGCAGUCGGCGCGCAACUCGGGCGAUUACAGUAGAGUUACGGUGGACGUGUUCCGAAUAACGGCGUUGGCGAUCGCAGUUUGCAGUCGGAUGGGUGCUACGUGGCCGUGGGCACUAGCAUGA
Anopheles bellator is the source of this 2085-nucleotide messenger RNA. It is a transcript of the gene knk, whose product is annotated as protein Skeletor, isoforms B/C. The transcript is spliced from 3 exons. The coding region runs from base 1 to 2085 and encodes 694 amino acids. Lineage: Eukaryota; Metazoa; Arthropoda; Insecta; Diptera; Culicidae. The record is from RefSeq and is a predicted model, not a curated record.